This is a messenger RNA of Cuscuta epithymum, 1209 nucleotides long. The record is from the annotation of a GenBank genome assembly. NCBI's taxonomy places the organism in Eukaryota, Viridiplantae, Streptophyta, Magnoliopsida, Solanales, Convolvulaceae.
CUUCAAUCAUCCUCAACCUCGAAGGAGCUAUUUGGCUUAGGGAAUCAUUAUUAUCCAUUGGAAUUGGAAAGAGGUCUUUUACUCAUUUGGAGAAUUCCAGGUCUUUUAAAUUGUCUUAUGAACAUAAUUUCUGUGGAGGCUUUGUUCGAAUUAUUGAACCUGGGAAUUCUUUUACUUCACUUUGCAUUCCAGAAGGCUGGAGAAGGUCGGGUUUUUCAUUCUUUGAGUCUGAAAUCUCUCAUGCAAUUAGGGUCUUGAAAGAAGUAAAUCCUAAAUUGCUAAUGAAUUGUCAAAGUGAACCCGGAAUUCAAAGCAAAUCCGACAAAAGCGGGUCUAUCAAUUUAGACGAGCUACAAUUGGACAAAACGGAGUGUAUUUGUUCAGAUAUCUCUAUCUCUGAUUUGUUAUUCCAAUCGGAUAUUGUUAACUUACCUGCUUGGGAGUUUCCAAGUCAAACAGAAAAGGCAUCAACACUUUCAGCUAUGGAUAUUCAUUUCCAACACAUGCAGUCCUUUAUGCUACAGAUUGAUUCAGAGAUUCAGAAAUUAAAUGAUAAAUGGGAGCAGCAACAACAUCGGGAUCUGCCUAAGCUUUUGCAGGAGGUUUCCAUGGAUGUGUUUGACAAGGUUUCUAAACAAAAAAUGAUUUUAUCGAGUUCUUCUUCCCCUGAUUUUCUUCUUUUGCAGGAAUUCUUUGUUGAGACACUCGAGGAAGGAAUGGUUAAAAGGGCCAUUUCAAAAGUUGGGGAAGACACUUUAGAUGAUUUUUUGCACGCUCUUGAUAGCGAUGGGGUAGGUUUAUAUUUCCUCUUUGAUGCUGCAUCAGACUAUCUAGAAGAAAAAUACUCAGAUCGCUCUACUACAGACAGAUUCCUUUACUCAAUUCUAAAGAAAGUGACUCCAGGUACAACCGGCCUUACACGGAAAAACUUUAAACAUCUUAUGCGUAACUCGGGACCACAUCAAAUUCUAAAAUACAAGCUACUCAAAGAUUACCCUACCUACAAGGAAUCUCCUAUUUACAAGGAUGCACUGAUUGAACCUCAACCCGAGGAAGAUGAUGGUUUCACCUCUGUUGUCUCCAGAAGAGACAAAAAGCGUAAUGUCCCCUCGGUUAGGACCGUUCAAUCUCGACAACAAUUUAUAUGAGCUUAGGAUGCUUUUGGGAGUUUCUCAGGGAUUUUAUGACAGGGAAGUGGGCUGAUCUUCC